Molecule: messenger RNA, 3040 nt
Organism: Hypoxylon fragiforme
Lineage: Eukaryota; Fungi; Ascomycota; Sordariomycetes; Xylariales; Hypoxylaceae
Product: FAD/NAD(P)-binding domain-containing protein
Exons: 3
Coding region: 453-2540 (695 amino acids)
Molecular function (GO): calcium ion binding; NADH dehydrogenase activity
Source: RefSeq, a predicted model, not a curated record
UUGAUUGAAAAGUUUCGGUGGUUUAGCGGAUGUAAAGUGGGUCACGGAUAAGGUAAGGGGCCCACAGGUAUUUAUUACCCAGCAAGGCGGCACAGCAAUCGGAGUCCCACCCUACCAAUUAUGACGCACUCUAUGAAAGUGAAAACUACGUGACACAAGUAACACAAGUUUGGCCAAGGAAGCGCCGAAGAGACGAGAUCUCCAUGCAAUCAUUUUCCUACACGACCCUGAAGCUUAUUAUUAUUUUUAUUUUUAAACAACUUCACAAUAUUUCUUCUUUUCUAUUAGUCCAAUACUUGUGUUUUCUUUCCCUUCUCCCCUUUUUAAAAGAGUAAAGUCGUUGAAUUCCCCAUAUUCAUACCUUGUCGAUAUGCAUGGUCUUUCUUAUCGUCGCUCCUUUGUGUAAUUCCUAAUAAUACCUUUUGAGAUACCCUAAACUAGAAAUAGUCACGAUGCCGUCACAGUUAGGAGCUGCCAAGGCUUUUGCUCUUCGUGCCAGCCGACAAAGCUCUCCUAAUUAUGUCUUUACAUCUUCUGCUCUAUUAAAACAAAUAAAACUAACUAAACGCGUUCAUGCCUCUCAAUUCGGUAUCCUAUCUCGACCCAACCCCUCGAAACGCAAUAAUACUUUCGCGAAAGCUACACAAUGGCUAGGUCCCUCGAAUACCAUUGCUCGCACACUAUCUGGGAAACCCCUCCCACAGAGACGAUCCGUCGUUCUUAACUUCGCAUACCGUUCAGCUGCUUUACUUGGUACUGGGAUUGGGUUCAUAGGAGUGUUACUCGCAGCUUUCUUCAUAUACGACUCCACCACAUAUAAAGAAUCGGCCCUUACGUUUGGAGAUUGCCAAGUCUCCGAAGCUGCUCUGAAUCCUCGUAGAGGAGGCCCUAAAAACCUACCUAUCAUAGAAGCUCUCCUCGACGAUGACGAUAACGAAGAAGCGAAAAAGAGGAAGACCAAGCCACGACUUGUGAUCUUGGGGAGUGGAUGGGGGAGCGUUGCGCUGAUUAAGCAACUGAACCCCGAAGACUACCAUGUUACGGUUAUCAGCCCGAAAAAUUAUUUCUUAUUUACUCCUAUGCUGCCCUCCGCGACUGUCGGGACUCUGGAGUUGCGAAGCCUCGUCGAGCCCAUCCGCAGGAUACUUUCACCCAUUGGCGGGCAUUAUCUUCGAGCAUCAGCAGAAGACGUUGAAUUCUCCCACAAGUUAGUCGAGGUUUCACAAACAGAUUCCAGGGGUAAAGAAACUAGGUUCUACGUGCCAUACGAUAAACUGGUUGUUGCAGUCGGAUCGGUCACCAACCCCCACGGAGUUACUGGUCUUGAGAACUGUUUCUUCCUCAAGGACAUUAACGACGCUCGCAUGAUCCGAAACCAAGUCAUGAAGAACUUAGAACUCGCUUGCUUGCCAACAACGGCCGAUGACGAACGUAAGAGACUACUGUCAUUUGUAGUAAGCGGUGGAGGCCCCACAGGUGUGGAAUUCGCUGCGGAGCUCUUUGAUUUGUUGAAUGAGGAUUUGACUAGGAGAUUCCCUCGACUCUUACGAAACGAGAUCUCGGUACAUUUAAUACAAAGCCGUGGACACAUUUUAAAUACGUACGAUGAGGCGCUUUCUAAAUACGCCGAGGACCGGUUUGCUCGCGACCAAGUCGAGGUUCUCGUCAACUCGAGAGUAAAGGAGGUGCAGGAGGACAAAAUCAUAUUCACACAAAGGGCUGAAGACGGCAGCGUUGUUACCAAAGAACUCCCUAUGGGUUUCUGCCUCUGGUCCACGGGCGUUUCUCAGUCCGAGCUCUGCCAACGAAUUGCAGCGAAACUAGGUCCAGCACAGAACAAUCGUCAUGCACUAGAAACUGAUACUCAUCUACGACUUAACGGCACACCUCUUGGUGAUGUCUACGCGAUUGGUGACUGCUCUACUGUUCAAAAUAACGUCGCAGACAACGUUGUCUCUUUCUUGCGCGGGCACGCCUUCAGACUAGGAAAGGACCCGGAAACCGUUGAACUUCACUUCCGUGACUGGCGCGCCGUAGCUCUGGACGUCAAGCGACGUUUCCCACAAGCAGCAGCACAUUUGAAGCGCCUUGACAAGUUAUUCAUGCAAUUUGACAAGGACCAGUCCGGCACGCUAGACUUCGGCGAGCUUAGAGAGUUACUGAAGCAGAUCGACAGCAAGCUGACCUCCUUGCCCGCUACCGCCCAGCGAGCCAACCAACAGGGUCUUUAUCUUGCCAACAAGUUCAACAAGCUGGCACACGCCGCUGCUGGAUUACGGGCAAACGAUAUCCGCGACGGCGACCUAGAUGAGGCAUGCUAUAAGGCGUUCGAGUACCACCAUCUAGGCAGUCUGGCCUACGUCGGCAACUCCGCUGUCUUCGACCUCGGAGGCGGAUGGGGCGUUACCGGUGGUCUGUGGGCUGUCUAUGCGUGGAGGAGUGUAUACUUCGCGCAAAGCGUGGGCGUCCGGACAAGAGUCUUGAUGGCCAUGGAUUGGGCGAAGAGGGGUCUUUUUGGGCGAGAUCUGAUGAGCUUCUAGAGACACUAGAAAGAAAAUGGGGGUAAUCUACAGGACCUCGUGUUAGUUACAUUCUUAGAAUUUCGAAGAGUUUACACAUACCUACAGCAAGCAAGAGACGUCGAUAUCAGCCGGUGUUCGGAGUGGGAGUCGAACAAUGAAGUUCAUUUAUAUCUGUUAGUCCUGGGAUUACACGACAGGAGAGGAGAUAGAUAGCAAGCAAGCGGGCUAGAAAAGUUUUAUUUUUAUAGUAAUGGGGAAAUGCGAGGAAGUUUUACCUCCGUGCCUAUCUUCGGUUCAUGCUCCAAAGGUCUCGAGUCUCAUGGUUAUUCCGGAGCGAAGCUGAGUCGGCUUGGAAAAUCGCCGACCUCCAAAUUCGCCCAAUACCCAACUUGGUGAGAAAGUCCCUUACAUUAAAUUAGUAAGACUGCACGGCAUACGCAGACCAGAGUCAGCUUCGCCUAUCCAUGAGGGGUAAAUGGUAUCAUUUCCGCAGACCUGUAUUUCUCGCUAUUAUAGGG